Messenger RNA from Phytophthora nicotianae INRA-310, 1100 nucleotides. RefSeq lists its product as hypothetical. NCBI's taxonomy places the organism in Eukaryota, Oomycota, Peronosporomycetes, Peronosporales, Peronosporaceae. The transcript is spliced from 2 exons. The record is from RefSeq and is a predicted model, not a curated record. Bases 29 to 1003 code for a protein of 324 amino acids.
GAGUGACAUUUCCCCUCAACUGAUUACCAUGAUCGGCUUCCAGUACGUCGUCGCCAAGUCACGCGAGCUGUCCUCCGCAGUCGAGCGAGAGCUCUCGGCCGCCAGCAACCGCUCGGCUCCCUUCAGCUCUGUGUCGAGCAGCAGUACCGUGGAAGUCGCGGCUCAAACUGCUGCGCCCGUCGCGCCAGAAUCUCUCGAAACUUCCGGCCGCAAUGAAGGUCAGGAGUUCCUUCGUGCUCAGCAAAAGCUAUACGCGCAGGCAACGUCCAACCAUCAGAAACUAAUCACCAGCGGCCAAGAACUCGACUCUGCAUUGAGCCGCGCCCGGGCCACGCUACAGGCUCAAGCGGCCAGCGAACAGUUCUUAGCCCAGAACUUCCACUUGGUGUCUAGAGUGCGUCAACAGCUCGCAGGGGUCCGGACCCUGGUACUUAAGCUGGCCGAGGAGGCUGACGAGGUGGAGAACUUGCUAGUGCAGCGCUGCGAGGAGAACGCGGCCCGCCAGAACGCCGAGUUCGCGGCCAAGCAACAAGAAGAGCUUGAGAAGUUCGAGACGCGGAUCGCCCAGGAGUCCGAGGGCCGCAAGCGCGAGUUGCUGGAGAUGCGACGCCAGAAGCUGGCCAGUGCCUUCAUGAAUGACCUCCGCACGUAUCAGACACUGGUGGCCCAUCAUGGAGAUGCGGCCGCGACGGAGGCCAGAAUGCUGAAGGACGAUAAGGACCAAGUGACGCUGGACGAAGUGGACUUGGUCGUCACGGCCGAUCCGGACCAACUGGAAGCAUUUUACGAGUCCGGAUCGGAACAGGAUGAAGAGGAGACGCAAAGUCCCAAGUUCUCGUCACCACCUGUCCCGAAGGAGCUGGAGGAGGAAGAGGAGAAGGAGGCUGAUGAGAAUAUUGACAAUAAAACACCCAAAGAUGAAGAAAAAGCUAGUGAAGAGGAGGAAGACAAAGCUGUGGAGAAGGAGGUUGCAGAGGAAGCGGGUGAGAGCCAAACAGAGUAGAUCGAAGUAUCAGGAAGCAGCAGAAGGCGAUAUUUAUGAACGAUCAAUUGAAUCAGCACUCGCGGUUAGCAACGAAAGCAAUCGCAGGGUCCGCGUA